CAGAGGGAAGCCAUGCCCUAUCACAGAGCCCUUUGCCUGGUCCUUCUAACGCUGUGCGGCAUCCUGGUCCCUGCUGCCCUGGCAGCAGAGUACCCUCAGGACCCUGUCCCCACCUUUUGGAACGAGCCACCCGAGCUGCCCUCUGGAGCUGGCCCCUUCGAUGCUGCCACCACCACCACAGCCCGAGUCUCGGAUGCCACUGCUUUCCCCCUGUACACCUCCAAGCUGGAGCCCGAGGACACCACGCACCUGCACCGGAUGGAUGCUGGGGACGGCUCGCUGGGGCCCGGAGCCAUUGGUGCCAUUGUCAUCGCCUCCCUGCUGGGUACAUCUGUGCUUGUGGCCUUGGUUGUCAUCACACUGAGAAAGUUCUCGGCUUCUUAA
Messenger RNA from Indicator indicator, 384 nucleotides. It is a transcript of the gene SNORC, whose product is annotated as secondary ossification center associated regulator of chondrocyte maturation. The transcript is spliced from 3 exons. Gene Ontology annotation, biological process: cartilage development. Bases 13 to 384 code for a protein of 123 amino acids. The record is from RefSeq and is a predicted model, not a curated record. NCBI's taxonomy places the organism in Eukaryota, Metazoa, Chordata, Aves, Piciformes, Indicatoridae. Gene Ontology annotation, cellular component: cell periphery.